AUCGGCGAUUCGUCCACACCCACAGCCCUGGGACUGGUGACGACACGUUGCCAACCCGCUUACCCACGUCCAUCCCCUGCCGUGGCCCCUGCGACGUUGGCGACCGGCGGUGAGCAGCCGUGGUCUUUCUCGCAGUUCCUACAAGACCAGACUGAUCUGCUGGGCCUCGACCAGCAAAUCUUCCGUUCCCAGAUCACGGACAGCCUGUCUAUCGACGAGAGUCACGGCCACCCUCAGCACCAGCUUGCCCAUCCUACUCCUAGCAACACCAUGACCCUCAUCUCACUUGACGGCACACGCCUGAGAGAUGGCGUCUCCAUCCGGCGGAGCGAGCAACAAGCAGCUACUGCAUUGGGCUGGAGCGGCUCGUCCCUGUCGUCCGUCGAACAUGUCGGCCAUGUACCGGCGCAUGGGCCCACCUUUGGACCUGCUAACCCACCAGUGACCAACGACAACUGGGUGGAUGACUUUCCGUACAUGGUCAAGCCAGAAGAGGCUCCUCUCGAGUACAGAGAUAUGCAUUUCCGGAUCGCUUUGGCGCCAGCAAACGAUGAUGACAAUGAUAAUGACGCGGCCGAAGACCCAGAUGCCAACCACGCAGACAAGAAGCCUAGAGGUUGUUUCGACGACGAGAAGCGAAAACAGACGGCGGACACUCGAAGACGGAAGGCAUGUGUUCGAUGCCGAACCCAGCGGAUACGGUGUGUCGAGAACCCCAAAGAUCCUCAUGGCGACUGCAUGACCUGUCUUAGUGUCGAUACAACUUCGCGGAAGACCACCCGGCCCGUUCAUUGCAUGCGCUCCAAACUUACCGAUAUCAUAUUGUACCGUCCAGCAGGCUCCUUGAAUUACACCCAGCGCUGGGACGGAUCACGAGUGACUGAUGUAAACGACUGGGAUGGCCCGUUGAUUCAACACAUCGACAUGAUGCAGGAUAUUUGCCCCGUCGGCUUCCCAAUCCGGCUGGAAGUACGCAAAUUUCACCCUCGAGAAGGCGACAGAGUCCAUCGCGAAUGGUACACAGCCAGCAAGGCAAGACGACACGAGAUUGCUCCGUACGCUCUGGCAAACCUCUCCAAAACCGUCCAAUACUUCAAGGACUACGUCUCAGAGCAUGCAGAGAAGGCCUGGCGACAGUACUGGAAGCGGAAAGGACAGGACGAUAUCAUCUCGCGGCACUAUAGCGAGGCCAUGGCGCACACCCACUCUUUGCAUCUACCUCCUCAGGAACGAGAGCUUCUCGAGAAUGUUUUCAAGCUUUGGUUCGCUACUCAAAUCACGCUUGGGUCUUCUUGGAUUUCCAGUGAGGACAAACUCGGCAUCAUGCCUGAAACGGACCCGGCAUAUCCCCAGCCUAACAAGGCCCCCACUCCCAAGAUGGUCGUUGCCCAGUUUGACAGGCUAAACCCCAUCUACGUGCUGCGGCAACUGCGUGCCAAGGUACUCAAAGGGCUGGAAAAGCUCACGCAGUCGCCUCGGCGCGAGUCGUUUUUUACGGUUUACAUGACUAUAUACAUUCUGCUCCACGUGGUCACUUUGACCUGUCAAGACCGUCACGACUACGCAAAGCGUCACAACAAUCGACUUCGCUACGAUAUGCCCCCUUUUAUCGAAAACCUGCAGCAUGGCGCCGUUCUUAUGCUCUGUCAUUGGGAUUACUACAAGGGCCGGAGCAAUGCCAAGGGCGAGGACAAGGCGCUGACCCUCGAAGAGAUUCUCGAGAAUGGAGGUGUGUCUCCGUCACAGCGAACACUGAUUCUCGACUCGGAAAGGCGUGUGACGCAGUUGAAAGCCGAGGGCAAGAUUACGACUGAGGAUUACGAGAACCCAUACUUUUGGAUCAGCCAAAUGUUCGACAAGUCUUGGUCCCCGGGUCAGGUCUGGCAGGCAAAGCAUUACUAACCAAGUGGAGCUCCUGUCGAGGUAUGAGAUGAUGAUAGACGGCGAAUAACGUGGUGUACCUGCUUUCAUGACGAUUCAUUUUCCCAUCGCAUAUGAGUCUUUUUCUGCAUUUUCUUUCUUUAUCGACAUAGCCCAGCCAUUCAUACCCUUACACCGCGUCCAUUGCGGCGAGGAUAGUUGUAAUUUAUGGUGAUUGUACUAC
Messenger RNA from Verticillium dahliae VdLs.17, 2104 nucleotides. RefSeq lists its product as uncharacterized. The coding region runs from base 271 to 1902 and encodes 543 amino acids. The record is from RefSeq and is a predicted model, not a curated record. Lineage: Eukaryota; Fungi; Ascomycota; Sordariomycetes; Glomerellales; Plectosphaerellaceae. The transcript has 5 exons.